UGCUGUUCUUCCUAAUUAUUCAUCUGCAUGACCAUUUGGGAACAAGAUUGUACUGCUGUAAAGAACAAAUAGCUCUGAUCUCGAAACAAGUAAUGUUUUCCAGUUGUGGAGUGACUAGACUAUGCAACAUCUGCUGUAACCAAGAAUCUAGAAAAUUACAAGCUCCUGUGCAGUUUGUGCGGUUGAACAUGGAAUUACCUUUGACAGAGUGUUCACAUCACUGUGUGUGUGUCACCUGACAGCCUUGUGCUGCAGGAUGAACCUAAUACAGAGCUAUUAUUAGUAAGGGUGUGCAAGCAAAGAAACCUUUCUGUGGAUUACAUUGCUGGACUUCCCAAGCAACAAUGUUACCCAGCUGGCCUGCUCCAGAAUUCAAUCCCAGCCAGAUAAGACUUCUAGUCUACCAGGAUUGUGAGCGACGGGGGAGAAAUGUGCUGUUUGAUUCCAAGAAAACUGAAGAAACUUCAUCUUCAAAGGUUUGCAAUGAAAUCCAAACGAAGAUUCUGGAGAAAUAUUGUCAUUCAAAAUGCAAUACUUGUAUCAGUUCAUCAGAUAGCUUCUCAUCCACCUCCUCAUCUUCCUCGAACUCUAAAGAUCAGUCCUCGAGCCAGAGCUCUCGACAAUCCUCUGAUGCCAGCAUGCUUGAAGAGAUGAUGUUUGGUUCUGUGGCAAUGAGCUACAAAGGUUCCACGUUAAAAAUUCACCAGAUACGGUCUCCACCCCAAUUAAUGCUCAGCAAGGUUUUCACAGCUCGCACUGGAGGUAGUGUGACUGGAAGUUUGAAUACGUUACAAGACAGCCUUGAAUUCAUUAAUCAAGAUACUACCACAUCAAAACCUUGCUCAGAUCAGAAUAAUCUGAUGAACAGUCUUGUAGGUUUUUCGCAGCUUUGCAGCCCUAGGCGGGCACCAGGUGUUUCUGAGCCAGCACCGCUCCGCCUGAUCCGGAGCGCUUCUUUCUUUGCAGUUCACAGCACCCCCAUGGACAUGCCCAGUAGAGGAAUCAAUGAAGGUAGAGGCAGUGGGAUAACAAGAUCUGCUUCCCUGAGCAGUCUGCUGAUCACACCCUUUCCUUCACCAAGCUCCUCACUUCCAAGUAGUUGUGCAAGCAGUUACCAUCGUCGUUGGCGACGCAGUAAGAAUACCAGUCUUGAAAAUGGAGUUUUUCCUAGGUGGUCAGUCGAGGAGAGUUUUAAUAUGUCUGAUGAAAGCUGUAGUUCAAAUCCUUCUAUUGUUCGCAAAAAGAAGAUUGCUAUUGGCAUUAUAUUUUCACUAUCACAGACUGAGGAGGAGAAUAAUAAGUUUCACGAAUUCUUCUUUGCUCAUUUCCCUCUAUUUGAGAGUCAUAUGAACAGACUGAAAUUUGCUAUUGAGCAGGCCAUGAAAAUGAGAAAUAGAAUUUCUGAGACAAACCAGCGUGUUGUGAGUUCCAAUAGAAUUGUGGAUGCUUUAAAUGAAUUCAGGACAGCAAUACAUAAUCUAUAUACAAUGCCGAGGAUUGCAGAGCCAGUCUGGUUAACUAUGAUGUCUGGAGCUCCUGAGAAAAACCUCCUUUGUCAACAGCUUAUGAGAGAAUUUGCUUUAUUGAUGGAGCAAGCUUCAAAGAACCAGUUUCUACCUGCCUUGAUUACUGCUGUACUCACAAAUCAUCUUGCCUGGGUCCCCACUGUUAUGCCAAAUGGUCAACCACCUAUUAAAAUUUUCUUGGAAAAGCAUUCCUCUCAAAGUGUUGAUAUGCUUUCGAAAUCCAACCCCUAUAAUCCGCUGUGGGCCCAAUUAGUUGAUCUGCAUGGUGCAAUAGGUUCUCCUGUAAGAUUAGCCCGGACAGUAGUGGUCGGCAAGCGGCAAGAACUGGUCCAGCGCCUACUGCACUUCCUCACCUACUUCAUUCGAUGCUCAGAGCUGCAGGAAACCCAUCUAGUGGUGGAGGGGGAUGGUGAUUCUGAAAUGACUGAGUCAGUAAUGACCACAUCCCUUGAGAAAGGAGAGAUAGAAGAGUCCGAGUAUGUCGUGGUUACAAUUCACCGAAAUAAAAGCUCCCAUUUUCCAACCAUUUUGCAAAAUCAGAAUAUUCUUUCAGAGAACAGCACUGUUAGUAUCCAGAGCGAGAAAUGUCCCCUUCAUCCUAGGAAAGGACAGCAAGAUGAUAACAGGCAGGAAGAGGCAAGUGGUUCAAAUGAUGCAUUGGUACAAUCUCACAGGAACUUGUGGGAAACCAAUUGUGGCCCAAGCAGCUGUACUGCAAACCUGCCGGCUCUUUGUAGGGAAGAUGCCAUCAAGCCAUACAAAGAAAGCAUACACAGUGUGCCAGAAGCCAAGACCGAAACAUUGCUCUCUGUCAGAUCUGCUGCUGUAGACCAAAGCCACAUCAUAGAACCGGUAAUUGAAAAACAGCCUCCUGAUAAACAGUUGCCUUCUUCCAUUCCCUGUAGUGAAAAUCAUCUCCAAAAUUGUCCCAUUUCAAUGCAAAAAGUCACUUUUCAGAUUGGUGAAUCACUCUCACCUGACUCUGAUACAGAAACCAAGAGAAAAGAAACCAAUGAGGCACUACAAAAGGGCAUUGGGGAGCUUAAAAAAAGAGCACAGAAAGACUUACUGAACAAAUCUUUGGGCCAAAACAAAACAAAUCGGAUAGAGGAAACAUUGUCCAGUACACACAGUUAUGAAUGGGAUGCGUCACAUGAAGGAAGCUUGAGUCUAUUUGAUGAGUAUUUUAAUGAAGGCAAUUUAAUAGAAGCAAAGACCAUCGAUGAUCUUCCUAAAGAAGAUUUGCAAGGCGAGCAGCAAAAUAUUUUGGAUCUGGGGCUUGGUAUUCAGGACAAUGACCAGCAAUAUGGCAUGAAUGGAAGCAGUUGCAUUUGCACUUGUAAAGUGUAUGUAACGGAUUUAGAAUCGCAUUCACUCAGUUCUGCUGGGCAGAACACCAGAGACAAGGCCUCCCUUCUUAAUCACUGUGCAGAAGGCCAUCUACAGAAAAAAGCACCACCUGUGGUUGAGUGGGAUAUUCCCAGAAAUGAAAGCUCAGAUAGUGCCUUGGGUGACAGUGAGAAUGAAGAUGCAGGGCAUGAAUUGUCCAGACAUAAUUACUACAGUUCAGAGCAAGAUGACUGGCUGGAACACAUACCUUUUCCUGGAUCAAAUGCAAUUGAAAUAAACUGCAACAAACCCAGCAUGGCAAAUUUUGGAAGGUCUCUUUUCGGUGGUUAUUGUCCUCAUUAUGUAUCAGACUUUGUUUUGCAUGGAACAGGCAGUGAUGAGAGAUUAAAGCAGUGUUUGCCCUCAGAUCUAACACAUGCUGUUCAGCAUCCUGUUUUGGAUGAACCUAUAGCAGAAGCAAUUUGCAUUAUCGCAGAUAUGGAUAAGUGGACAGUCCAGGUUGCAAGUAGCCAGAGACGUGUCACGGACAGCAACAAACUGGGGAAAGAAGUACUUGUAUCCAGUUUGGUGUCUAAUCUGCUUCAUUCCACUCUACAACUUUACAAACUAAAUCUGUCUCCAAACUUUUGUAUAAUGCACCUAGAAGAUCGCUUGCAGGAGCUAUACUUCAAAAGCAAGAUGUUGUCGGAAUAUCUGAAGGGCCAAAUGAGAGUUCAUGUGAAGGAGUUGGGUAUGGUUUUGGGGAUUGAAUCCAGUGACCUGCCGUUGCUGGCAGCUGUAGCGAGCACUCAUUCUCCAUAUGUGGCCCAGAUAUUGCUUUGAAUUUCCCGAUUGCCAAGUUGUGUUAAACAUUUGGAAAAGGAAAUGACUGCACAGAAUGGAAGACAACACCAAAAUAUUUACAUUUUCCAUGCGUGUAAUCCUAUGUUCUUGUCUUAUAUGGCAAGGUCCUUGCAUUUUAAUGGCAUGAAAAUGCCACAGAAGAAUAUCACGCUGGUAGAAGGAAGAAGAUCGGUAUUGAGCAAAACAGUUAUUUUUCUCACUGUUAAACUGUCUAAAGCAAGUAGAAAGUUUUGGAAGGGGAGACCAAAAAAAAAGAAUAGUGAAAUAUUCUUUUUCAGUGUUUAACUGGUAUUUGAACAACUACAUUUUUAAACCAAGAGCAAGAAAUUUCAGCUUUUUCUUCUGACUUGAUCUAAAACUAUGAUGUUGCAUGUAUGGAAAUUUUUUGACUUCAGGGAAGUCGGACUAACUCCUGUUUUUACUGAACCUGCACAUAUUUGCGCAUUUUUAUUUUUUGUACUCCAUGGACAGAGUAUUUGGAAAGAUGUUUUGUAUGUUUACUUUUACAAAAACCCUCUUAAGAAUAAACUUUUUUAAAAAAGUCUGUUUUAAUGUUUUAAGUAUAUUGAUGUAACUGACAGGAAUCGAACAGUGCUAAUUAUUGCCUUUAAUUAGAGGAAUUGUUAUCUGUGAUUGCUUUUGCUUCACCUUUCUAAAAUUUAAGCAUUGUUGCAACAAUUUGGUUAAAAUCAUAUAGGAAAGAUCAGUCAAAAAUUCAAUACAUACAUUCAUUUGUAUCAGUAACAGACCUUCAGUCAGGAAUCUGACCAAAACUUAUUUGAAAAUGCUUUGUAAUGGAGAGGGAAAAUCAGUUCAAUGCUGUACUACCUCAGUUAAUUCUGCAUCAAGGGAUGUAACAUACUCUCAUUUCUCUGCUACCAAAUUCUAGUUUAGCUGGGUUUUAUUUAUAAUUUGUCUGCCAAUGUUAUGCAUGUUAUUCAGCUCAUGGUGCUAAGUGAUGCGGUAAUGUACCAAGUUCAGGCACUGGCACCACAUGUGAGUAGAGCUCAUGAGAAGAAACUAGAAGUGGAAGAAGAAAUGUAAAUUUUAGCUAAUUAAUUGGUGAGAAUAGGCAUGAUCAUCUUCAACAUGUGGUUCUGGAUCUGGAUGGUUUAAUGCAUUCCUGGUCGAUCAUGUGAAUAAAAUAAAGUGAAAAGACAAUCGUAUUUUCAUGUUCAUACUGAAUUCUGUACAUGAUCCUAACUACAUUAAUUUUUGCAGUAUUUUUCAAUGUUUUUACAAUAUAGUAAUCUCUCUAAGACUUUUGCAUAUUCUCAGAGCCCAGUGCCAACCAGGAUUGGGAAUGUUAGGUUAGGAUAUCAUUUAGCAAUCCAGUUUGACCAUCACUAUAACAACUAAAAUCUUUCAAGUGUGAAGUAGUAUGAGGGUGAAAUGCAGACAAUACCAAAGUAAAUAAAAUCUUUUAAAAUAGCCAUCCACUCUGGGGAAAAGUAGUUAAAUAGUUAUUAAUAUUUUCCAUUGGAACUCCUGGUGUUUGUACUGAUGUCAAAACUGUAUCUAUGUGAUGCUGCAAGAGUUAUUUAUGUUUUUUUUCUUUUCCCUCUCUUCAGUAUUCAUAGAAAAGUAUUCCAGCUAAAGCCUUUUAGAGAGUGGAAGAUUAGUUUUUAUAGCAGCACUAGCAGAAGCUAGGAUUGCAGACACCAUUUACUGUCCUGGUCAAGAUAUAUCAUGGAGAAAAGGAAAUAUAAAUCUUAGCCAGACAAAGGUAUGAGAGGGCAAUUUAAAAUGAGAGUGCCUUUUGAACCCUUCACAGAGAUGUUAAAGUACAAGAUGAAGUAUCUUUGAUAUCGCUUGGAUUUUAUUCUGCAUAAGGUUCUGAGCUAUUGAAUUGAUUUUGUUAAUAUAAUCACAGCCUUAAAGGAAAUUUCCAUCAAGGCAUGGGCUAACAAUAAUAAAAACGUAUUUGGUUAAGGUAGUAAUGGAUGCAUUGCAAGGUACAAUUUAAAAAGAUGAGUUUACUUUAAUAAGGGAUACUUGGAUUGCUUGGGAAAAAAUCCUGUUAAUUUCUCAUCCUCUACUGUAGUUAAAGGCAGUGGGUUUAUACAAAGCUUUUCUUUCAUGCAUUAUGGUUUUAAAGUCUUAAGGGAGAUUUUGAGUAAUUUUUCAAAAUAACUAUUACAAAGUAAUUUCUAAAUUGCAACAUGAAUGCUGAUUUAAGAGCAAGAUAUUAUUGUAUUUAAUAUUUUGUCAAUUGUAAUUGUCUUUUACAGUAUUUUUAAUUUAUUUGACUCAAAUGGAAGUUGUCUAAACUGCACAAAACAUCCAGGGCAUCCUGUAAAUAUUCUUCUUUCAGUGUGCACUAUGUAUUAACCAUUUGUUACUUUUGGAGAAUUCUGUGCAAUAAAUAC
Mobula hypostoma (lesser devil ray) is the source of this 6088-nucleotide messenger RNA. RefSeq names its product folliculin interacting protein 1 (gene fnip1). Gene Ontology annotation, molecular function: ATPase inhibitor activity; protein-folding chaperone binding. The record is from RefSeq and is a predicted model, not a curated record. Bases 345 to 3698 code for a protein of 1117 amino acids. Gene Ontology annotation, cellular component: cytoplasm. Lineage: Eukaryota; Metazoa; Chordata; Chondrichthyes; Myliobatiformes; Myliobatidae. The transcript is spliced from 18 exons.